CCCUAGCUAGCCUCCUCUCGGGAAUCUCAGCCGUCCGAUGCGGGGCUACAAAACGAAACCGACCGACAGACACCGACCGAGCAAAACCUUUCGCCGCGCAGCCACCUAAACCCCUCUCCUCCCCCUUCCUCUCCCGCCGCCGCCGCGCGCGCGAGCCGGCGGCCAUGGCGCCCGCGGCCGCCACCAUCCGCGACCUGCUCACCUCCUUCAGCCCCGCCGCGGACUUCCUCGCCCUCUCCUCUGGCGACGGCCGCAUCAAGGUAUGGGACGCCGUGCGCGGCCACCUUCAGACCGAGUUCGCUGAUAUCCCGCCGGUGGAGGUGGGCGGCGGCGCGCGCGCCCCCGGGGCGAAGCGCGGUCACCUCGCACUGGACUACACCUGCAUGAAGUGGGUACAGCUAUCGAGCAAGAAGAAGCGGAAGGCAGGGAGUUCGCUGCUGGUGCUUGGCACUGGCAGUGGAGAUGUCCUUGCACUUGAUGUCGCCGCAGGGCAGUGGAAGUGGAGGGUCACUGAUUGCCACCCUGGGGGUGUCACAGCUGUAGCCUACUCGAAGCAUGGGCGAAGUUUGUACACCGGAGGCACUGAUGGCAUGGUCUGUAGGAUCAAUGCCUCAGAUGGCUCUGUUGUAGAGAAAUUUAAAUCUUCAUCAAAAGCAAUUUCUGCAUUAGCUGUGUCACCAGAUGGGGAGAUUUUAGCAACAGCUGCUGGCCAGUUGAGGACCUUUGAUGCUUCUGAUAACAAGAAGAUUCAAAAAUUCUCUGGCCAUCCAGUAGCUGUGAGGAGCAUGGUUUUUAGUGGUGAUAGCCAAUAUGUUCUGUCAUCUGGAGUUGGGGAACGCUAUGUUGCCAUUUGGAAGUUGGGUAGUGGUAAAACUCAGAGUUCAAGCUGUAUACUCUCUAUGGAGCAUCCAGCGAUCUUUGUGGACUGUAAAUGUUCAGACAUUAAUGAUACAGAAGGAGAAAUACAUGUGUUGGCUAUUUCUGAGAUUGGUGUCUGCUACUUUUGGUCUGGGACUAAUAUGGAUGACCUGCGUAAUAAGAAGCCCACUAAAAUUGCAUUGUCUGAUUCCUCUCUUUCAAGAUCUAAGCAAGGUUUUGCAAUAUUUGCCGCAAAACUGCAAGGAAUAGAUGGCCCUAAUUCUGCACAUGUUCUGCUGGCUUAUGGAUCUGUGGUGAAACCGUCUUUUGACAAACUGUUGGUUCGUUAUGGCAUGGAUAUUAGUUUGGGUGUAUCUGAUGAUGGAGUUCUCUUACCCAUGAUUCAACCCACAAAGCCUCAGAAAGGCCAAUCUGCUAAAAAGCAAGGAAUUAUAACGGCUCUAGACCGUGCUAAUGCAGAAGAUGCAAUCCUUCCUCUCCCACAGCUCCAUACGCAGGAAAAGAAAAGGAAACAUAAUGCAACAGAAUCCAGUGGUGACAUCCAGUCUGCACCUCAUAGUGACCUUAGUUCUACAAAAUUGAUUGAGAAAAGAGCUCCUAUGCAAAGAAUUGAAGAUGACAGUGUAUGCAUCGAAGACAUGAUGCGGAAGUGUGGAGUUAUUGAUUCUAGAGUUGAUCAGGGCAUGGAAGGUCAUCCUAGCAUACCCACUAGUAUUUUAUCUGAUCUAUUUGGCAGCAGCAGUAAAAUCGAUGCUAAUUUACCCAACAAGAAGAUUCGAGCACAUCUAAGAUCCUUGAAGCCUGGAGAUGCUUGCGAACUUUUAGAAAAAUUAGUAUCUUCAUGGAAAACAAGAUCUGGUAGUGCAGAGGUUGUUUUGCGGUGGAUAUACUGCUUAUUAAUUAUCCAUGGUCGUUUUAUCCCCUUUGAGAAAUCUAAAAAAAUAAUUAGCGACCUUGAGAAGAUGUGUGGGGAAAGAUACAAAGCAGCUGAAGAUUUACUGAAGCUUUCUGGUCGUCUUCGAUUGCUCAUGGCUCAGAUCGUCAAGGAUCCAAACGAUGUUUCUGAGCUUCCAUCAGAGGAGAUGCAGGAUUCAGCGGCUGCUCAGUCUGAUGAAGAGGAGGAAGAUGAUGAAAUUGAUGAAACGGUGUAUGGUGAAGACGCUGAUUCGUCUCAAACAAGUGAUGACGACGCUGAAUAGAAACACUGAGACUAAGCGUAGCAUUCUUAUGAUGUGUUGUUUUAUAUUCAAACUUGAUUACCCCGUAGUCAGGUUUGUAUGACUAAGCAACCCCGAAGGGUUGCGCAGAAUUUUGACGAGGCGAAGCAUCCUCUGAAUUUCACCUCGGUGUUUCUCCCCUGCCUUCACCUUUUACCACAACACGGCAUUAAGACCGAGCUAAAGCUCAUAUGCCGUGGUUAACUA
This is a messenger RNA of Oryza sativa Japonica Group (Japanese rice), 2303 nucleotides long. RefSeq lists its product as uncharacterized. Lineage: Eukaryota; Viridiplantae; Streptophyta; Magnoliopsida; Poales; Poaceae. Gene Ontology annotation, molecular function: protein binding. The record is from RefSeq and is a predicted model, not a curated record.